AUGGAUUAUGAAGAUGAAGAGGAUGAAAGGAGUGAGUUUAAUACAACUGAGGUCGAUUGGGGUGAAGAACCAAAUAAUUCAUGGGAAGAAGAAUCGAACCAGAAUUGGUGGGAAGAAGAAACUGAAUCCAAAAUCAGUUUAGAUGAAAAUGAUGGACGUGUAGCUGAAUCAUGGAGUGAGGAGGCUAGUCUCACAACCAAUUUCGAUGGAGAUUCAGAACAUGAAGAACUAAAUUUUGGUGAAGAACCAGAGCGUGAUGAAUGA
This is a messenger RNA of Arabis nemorensis, 264 nucleotides long. NCBI's taxonomy places the organism in Eukaryota, Viridiplantae, Streptophyta, Magnoliopsida, Brassicales, Brassicaceae. The record is from the annotation of a GenBank genome assembly.